ACGCACGCGCUCUCUCCGUCUUCAUUCACGCACACUUGUCCCACCGGGAUGCAUCCACGGCCACCAGCAGCGCGCCAGCGUUACGCACUCAUGGCUGCGCACGUAGCGCGGAGGUUCUCGGCGCUCCUCUGGAUAACCGCCGCGGUCUCCGGCUCCAGGAGCAGGACUUACCCGGGAAAUGAAGUGACCCUGCUGGACACCAGGACCGUACCAGGAGAGCUGAAAUGGGCAGCAAGUCCCUCAGAAGGAGGGUGGGAGGAGGUGAGCAUCAUGGACGAGAAAAACGUGCCCAUCAGGACCUACCAGGUGUGUAACGUCCUGGAGCCCAGUCAGAACAACUGGCUGAGGACGGACUGGAUCCCCAGAUCUGGGGCGCAGCGCGUCUACGUGGAGGUCAAGUUCACGCUGAGAGACUGCAACAGCCUGCCCGGGGUGACUGGCACCUGCAAGGAGACGUUCAAUCUGUACUACCACGAGUCCAACGAGGACGGGGAGAAGUCGAUCAAAGAGAGCAGCUUCAUUAAGGUGGACACGGUGGCGGCCGACGAGAGCUUCACUCAGGUGGACGUGGGCGACCGCAUCAUGAAACUGAACACGGAGGUGCGAGACGUGAAGGUGACCAACAGGAAGGGCUUCUACCUGGCCUUCCAGGACGUGGGCGCCUGCAUCGCCUUGGUGUCCGUUCGGGUCUUCUACAAAACCUGCCCGCUGACCGUCCGUAACCUGGCAACCUUCCCGGACACGGUGACGGGGGCCGACACCUCGUCCCUGGUGGAGGUCAGGGGGUCCUGCGUCGACCAAUCGGAGGAGAGAGAGGAGCCUAAGAUGUACUGCGGCGCCGACGGAGAGUGGCUGGUUCCCAUCGGGGGAUGCUCUUGUCAGCCGGGAUACGAAGUCAAGGGCAGCGCGUGUAAAGGUAAGCGGCUUGUUUUUGUUGCUGUGAUUACGGUCUGA
Molecule: messenger RNA, 954 nt
Organism: Entelurus aequoreus (snake pipefish)
Lineage: Eukaryota; Metazoa; Chordata; Actinopteri; Syngnathiformes; Syngnathidae
Product: ephrin type-A receptor 4-like
Exons: 5
Coding region: 49-954 (301 amino acids)
Biological process (GO): protein phosphorylation; cell surface receptor protein tyrosine kinase signaling pathway; negative regulation of axon extension
Cellular component (GO): neuron projection; membrane
Molecular function (GO): transmembrane-ephrin receptor activity; ATP binding; protein binding
Source: RefSeq, a predicted model, not a curated record